AUGUCUAUUUUUAUUACAACUGAAAAUAUUUCAAAAGAAAUUCAACAAUUAAUUAAUUCUUUUCAAGAACAAUUAAAUCAACAAUAUCCAGAAUUAAUUAUAAAAGUCAAUCAACUUAAUAUACAAUCUUCAUUAGAAUUAAAUCAGCUUAAUAUGCAAGCAUCAUUAGAAUUAAAUCAACUUAAUAUGCAAUCUUUAUUGGAAUUAAAUCAGCAUAAGAUGCAAUCUUCAUUAGAAUUCAGUUUUGAAGAAUUAUUUCCAUCAAUUCAACAAGAAACAAUUACAAAAAAUGAAUUAAUAUUAACUGAACUUGAACAGCGAAUUAUUAAUGGAAUUCAAAAAUCUAUAAAACAUGGAAUAAGUGCUAAUCAACCACCAAAGCUACCUUCCAAUACAACAUCACUUACUCAAUAUAAUAAUAUAUUAGAAGAUGAUCAAUAUACUCAAACUUCAGUAUAUUUUGAAAUUGGUAGAAUUUUAAAAGAUAUAACUAUUGGAAUACGAAGAACUAAAAGAAUAGCAGAAAUUCAAAGAUUAUUUCAACAAUAUAUCAGUACUAUUAAUUUUAAAUCACGAGCCUUAAUGGCAAUAAGAUUAUAUGAAUAUUUUCAAAAUAAGGAAUAUCUUCUUAUUUAUAAAAAAAUUGAUAGUUAUUUUAAACCAAGUAUUAUUGGAAAACUUAGCAAUGAAGAUAAAAUCUUUAAAUCUUGA
This is a messenger RNA of Ambispora leptoticha, 711 nucleotides long. NCBI's taxonomy places the organism in Eukaryota, Fungi, Glomeromycota, Glomeromycetes, Archaeosporales, Ambisporaceae. The record is from the annotation of a GenBank genome assembly.